AUGGCGGAUAUUUUUGAUCUUAUCGUCAUCGGCGCUGGCUGGUAUGGACUCGCAGCCGCAAAGGCUUAUAUAGAGUUGCACCCCGACGAGAAGAUAUUGAUCACCGAGGCCGGCAGCAGCUUUGGAGGUACUUGGUCCAAAGAGCGCCUCUAUGCCGGCUUAAAGUCCAAUAACCUAAAGGGAUCAUAUGAGCAUCCCGACUUUCCCAUGUCCGAGGAUGUGUAUGGCGUCAAAAGUGGCCAACACAUACCGGCCGAAACAUUGCAUCGCUACCUCUCUGACUUGGCAACGAAGUUCGGAAUUGCUGAACGAACACGUUUCAACAUGACAACAACUCAGAUCGAGUCCAGGCCAGAUGACACUUGGUUUGUAACUAUGGUCUCAAAGCAGGAGCAAGAGGAGGUGCUCCAUUCGAAGAAGUUAAUUGUCGCAACUGGACUGACUUCGCAACCGAAUCUCCCAACAUAUGCAGGCCAAGAGACAUUCACUCCGGCAUUCUUCCACGCCAAAGACUUUUGUGCUCGUGGAGACAUACUACACACCGCAAAGAAGGCGGCUGUAGUCGGUGCUGGGAAAUCGUCCUUCGAUGUCGCGUAUGCCUUUGCCACAUCCGGCGCCAAGGUGGAUUUGAUAAUACGACCAACUGGUCAGGGACCGGUCUGGAUCUGCCCGCCUUAUGUCACUCCUUUCAAGAGAAUGAUGGAGGAGCUCCUGUCAACCCGACUACUGACUUGGUUUAGCCCUGUGCCCUGGGGAGAUGAGGAUGGAUUUGGCGUGGCCCGAUCAUUUCUUCAUAAAACUGGCAUCGGUCGAUUCAUCGUGGAUAAUUUCUGGAACCAGAUUAGCAAUGAGGUCUACGAGGCGCACGGCUAUCAUGACCACCCAGAAUUAUUUAAACUGAAGCCCUGGAACAGUGCUUUCUGGACGGGCAGUGGUGUUGGCAUCCACAACUACCCGACCAACUUCUUCGACCUUGUAAAGCAGGGCCAAAUUCGCGUCCAUAUCGCUGAUAUUAAGCAGCUGGAAGGUAAUUACAUUCAGCUCACCACUGGCGAGAAGCUUGACACGGAUGCGCUCAUCUGUGCGACAGGGUGGAAGAAAGGAUCGGGCCUGAAGUUCGUCAACUUUGAUACUGGCCUUCAAAAAACAGAAGCCCAGACAAGAUCAUUGAUAGACCAGGCGGAUAAGGAGGUCCGCGAUAUGUUCCCCAUCCUUCGUGCGCAACCGGUUCUGAGAACCCCGGCCCCGAGCAAGGAACCACUGCGCAACUACCGAUUCAUCGUUCCUACCCAAUCGUUCUUCAAGCGUAACAUUGCCUUUGCUGGCAUGGUCUCAACAGUAACAACUGCCGUGUUCGCCAACGCUCAGGGAUUGUGGAUAUCCGCGUAUUUGGAUGGAAAGCUGGAGCGGACCCCUAAGAAUCAAGAGGAGGUGAUCAAGAAGGUGAUGCUAGACACCCAAUUUCAAAAGUGGCGAUAUCCUUGUGGAUAUGGUGCCUCAAUUCCCGACUUUGCCUUUGAUUCAAUACCUUACGUCGACCUAUUGCUGAAUGAUUUGGGCAUCAAACCCCAUCGGAAGUCCACACAAAUCACAGAGAUAAUGGAACCAUACAAGCCUCGGGAUUAUAAAGGUCUCACUCAGCAGUGGUUGGAAUCUCAUUCUACGUGA
Messenger RNA from Talaromyces proteolyticus, 1668 nucleotides. Its product is annotated as putative dimethylaniline monooxygenase. Lineage: Eukaryota; Fungi; Ascomycota; Eurotiomycetes; Eurotiales; Trichocomaceae. The coding region runs from base 1 to 1668 and encodes 555 amino acids. The record is from RefSeq and is a predicted model, not a curated record. The transcript is spliced from 2 exons.